Messenger RNA from Cucumis melo (muskmelon), 2267 nucleotides. RefSeq lists its product as uncharacterized. The record is from RefSeq and is a predicted model, not a curated record. The coding region runs from base 328 to 2007 and encodes 559 amino acids. The transcript is spliced from 15 exons. Lineage: Eukaryota; Viridiplantae; Streptophyta; Magnoliopsida; Cucurbitales; Cucurbitaceae.
GGAAAAAGACAAAAAGAAACCAUUAAAAAAGAAAAAAACAUUUUUGGACAAUUAAAGUCGGAAUUAUCUCCGAAUCCGUAUAUGCUUUCGCUAGCUCAUCAUUUUACGAAAUUAGCUGGACAUUUUUUUAUUUUAUUUUAUUUUUUUAUCUGAAGAACAACAAAAGUCCGUGAGAAAAAAAAAAAAAAAAAAAAAGAAACAGAAAAAGAAAACGAAAGGAAGAACACUUUCUGAAAUCUCCAUAGGAAUUUGCAUUUGCAGGGAUUUCUCUGAUGAAUGUGGGUCUUUGCAUGAGCUUUGGAAGGGUUUGGUUGCGUUGUUGUUAAAAUGUACAGGACAGUGGCUACAUCUGCGGCCACAACUACCACAACAGAUAGCCUGGAUUAUGUUGUAAAUUUGGAUCAAAUUCCACGUUGGAGUGAUGCAGAACAUAGGUCUUCAUUGGAGUUCGUUAACGAAGAUCCUUCCUUCUCUAAUUCUUACUUUCCUGAUCCUCUCACGUCUCCAUCUGACGCCGAAGGUGGGACUAAUGGAGUCGUUUCGAGAUUUCCCGUAGAUCAUGAAAUUAAUUCUAAAAUAUAUCUCUGGAGGGGGAAUCCAUGGAAUCUCGAGGUAGAUGCUGUCGUGAAUUCUACGAACGAGAACUUGGAUGAAGCGCACAGCAGCCCUGGUUUGCAUGCUGCUGCAGGACCUGGUCUAUUAGACGAAUGUGGAACACUUGGUGGUUGCCGCACAGGAAUGGCAAAAGUCACUAAUGCUUAUGACCUUCCAGCAAGAAAGGUCAUACAUACUGUUGGUCCAAAAUAUGCUGUCAAAUACCAUACUGCUGCAGAGAAUGCUCUGAGCCAUUGCUACCGUUCUUGCCUUGAACUUCUCAUUGAAAAUGGGCUUCAGAGCAUUGCUAUGGGUUGUAUAUAUACAGAGGCAAAAAACUAUCCCCGUGAACCUGCUGCACACGUAGCAAUAAGAACUGUGCGUCGUUUUCUCGAGAAGCAGAGAGAUAAAAUUAAAGCGGUUGUAUUUUGUACAACGUCAUCAGUAGAUACAGAAAUAUACAAGAGGUUGCUUCCUCUGUACUUUCCUCGUGAUAAACACGAGGAAGAAGUUGCAUUGUCAAAGCUUCCUGCAGAUGUUGGAGAUGAGAAUGGUGAGACCAUUAUAGACGAGCGGAAAAUAAGGAUAAAACCUUUACCCAAAAAGAAUGUUCCAAAGCCUCCCCCAGUUCCCAAUGAUACUCCUGUUAGUGAUGUAAGGUUGACACGGAGGAACUCAUCAUAUUUGGAUUCAUACUUGGAUCCUGCUUUCAUGGCUUUAAUCAAAGACCCAGAUCAAAGACGCAAGGAACAAUGGGAAAAAACUGCCCAGGCGCAGACUGGAUGGAACUAUGGUAGAAUGCUUGGAUUUGGUGACCUUGGUGGACCUCCUUUAUCUGCUGCUGAAGAAUAUUCACUUCAUUCAAGAUACCUUGCUAAAGCAAAUUCUCUUAAUCUCUCUGAAAUUGCGGAGAUGAAAAUAGUUUACCGUGGUGGAGUAGAUAGUGAGGGUCGCCCUGUUAUGGUUGUUGUGGGAGCUCAUUUUCUACUGCGGUGUCUUGAUCUUGAGCGAUUUGUACUCUAUGUGGUAAAGGAAUUUGAGCCAUUAAUACAGAAGCCCUAUACAAUAGUGUACUUCCACUCAGCAGCUUCUUUGCAGCCUCGGCCAGAUAUGGGAUGGAUGAAGAGAUUGCAGCAGAUUCUUGGCCGAAAACACCAGCGUAAUCUCCAUGCAAUAUAUGUUCUUCACCCAACCUUUGGAUUGAAAGCUGCAGUAUUGGCCAUGCAAUUGCUCGUGGAUAAUGUGGUAUGGAACAAAGUUGUAUACAUCGAUCGGCUACUGCAGCUAUUCAAAUACGUUCCUCGUGAGCAGUUGACCAUCCCCGACUUUGUAUUUCAGCACGACUUAGAAGUAAAUGGAGGGAAGGGCUUGAUUGUAGAUCCUCGAACAAAGUACGUAUACCAUCGGCCUUAACGUGAAGGAAAACAUUGGUCGAGCCACAAAAUCACAGCAUUGGCUAUGAUUUUUUAUGCUGCUUAAUGGUAUCCUUUAGCGUGUGUGUUUAGGUGGGUUAGGUAUUGAUUAUGGUUGUAGAAAUGGUAUCCCAUUUUUCUUUCAUUUUUUAUUCCUCAUGUAUUGGUUUGUUUGUGUGGUGAAGGUGAAAUAACGUUAUUCCUUUUGUAUGUUUUGUUGGAUGAGCUUUUAAUAAAAUGGAAAAAAGUGGUUUGUUGAAA